AGACCCUCCCUCAUGGAUUCUCUGAGCAGUCUGGUGGCAGUGGCUCAGGAAGGCUUCCGAAAAGACCAGGAGGAUUGGAAAAAACAUUCCGAUGUACUGCAUAGGAAGCCUACGAAGAUGACUGGAGCCAUUCCCCACAUGAGCACCUCGUUGGCUGUUAUUUGCCUGGUCCUGAAUAUCCUAGCUCCUGGCACAGGUACUGUUCUGUCUGGGUUCUCACUUCUGUGCUGCUCAGAGCCUCGGACCCUCCCCAGCCACAAGAGCAGUGACGAAACCCUGGCUUUGGUUUGCCUAAAUGUUUGGGUGGGCAUCGCUCAGCUCUUCACUGUGCCCUUUCUACUGGUGGGUUGGCUCUGGAGCAUAACCUGGGGAGUGAUGAUGGUCAACCUAUCGUGUGAACGGAAGAGCCCUGCCAAACCUCAAACCACCAUCGCUGGAAUGAAAAGCCCAGUCGUGUUCCUGCCUUCCUGGAUGAGUGACCCUGUAAAAUAAGAUCAAUUUGAACUUUUGACCUGUUCAGGUCAGUCCUCCAUCAUAAA
Molecule: messenger RNA, 539 nt
Organism: Callorhinchus milii (elephant shark)
Lineage: Eukaryota; Metazoa; Chordata; Chondrichthyes; Chimaeriformes; Callorhinchidae
Gene: stum
Product: stum, mechanosensory transduction mediator homolog
Exons: 3
Coding region: 13-492 (159 amino acids)
Source: RefSeq, a predicted model, not a curated record